This is a messenger RNA of Alligator sinensis (Chinese alligator), 570 nucleotides long. Its product is annotated as C-type lectin domain family 6 member A-like. The transcript is spliced from 6 exons. The annotation marks the transcript as partial. Lineage: Eukaryota; Metazoa; Chordata; Crocodylia; Alligatoridae. The record is from RefSeq and is a predicted model, not a curated record.
AUGAGCAUGGUGGAAAGACCCAGUUCUGGAGCCCCUCCUGUGGAGAGAAGAGGCUGCCCCCAUCUGAGCCCCUGGGCUGUUCUGAUUCCUGCCCUCAUCCUUAAAUCCUGUGUCACACAUGGCUGCCUUGUUACCCUCCUUUACCAAGGCCAUGAACCUCACAAGACACUGCCUGAGUCUUUUCCAGAGUGGUAUUGUGCCCCAGGGAAGCCUGGGAGCAAAGAGGGGUAGUGGGUCUGGAGGUGCUGCCCCAUGGGCUGGAAGGCCUUUCACACCAGCUGCUACUACUUGUCCAGUGAUAUCAAACCCUGGGGUGAAAGCAAGAAGAACUGCACAGGGAUGGGCUCCUACUUGGUGGUGAUCAACACAUGUUUUAUCCAGGAUUUCCUGCUUCAUUGGGUAAAAGAAACUCUUACAAACUGGCAAAGAAGGACUUACUUCAUUGGUCUAACUGCCCAGGAGACAGAAGGCCAGUGGCGCUGGGUGGAUCAGACCCCAUAUAACAAGACUGCAGUGUUACGGAUGCCUGCAGAGCCCAAUGAUCCCAAACAAAAGUGCGCUACCUUCCAG